Sinocyclocheilus rhinocerous is the source of this 726-nucleotide messenger RNA. RefSeq names its product polymeric immunoglobulin receptor-like. Gene Ontology annotation, cellular component: plasma membrane. The record is from RefSeq and is a predicted model, not a curated record. Lineage: Eukaryota; Metazoa; Chordata; Actinopteri; Cypriniformes; Cyprinidae. Gene Ontology annotation, molecular function: transmembrane signaling receptor activity. The transcript has 4 exons. The coding region runs from base 1 to 726 and encodes 241 amino acids.
AUGAAGAUCAUCUGGACUUUCACUCUGCUGAUGAUUCCUGGUGCCGUGAGCUCCAUCAGUGUGGGAGGAUAUUCAGGAGGAGUCAUCAUCACAUGCAAAUAUGAUAGAGAAUAUACAGUGAAUGCAAAGUAUUUUUGUAGAGGACAGUGGUCAGAGUGCACAGACCGAAUCAGGACCAAUAUUAAAAACAAAUGGGUUGAUUCUGGAAGAUUCUCUCUGUUUGACGACACAACAGCAGCAGUUUUCACUGUGACCUUCAGAGAUCUGAGUGAACGGGAUUCUGGGACGUACCAGUGUGGAGUUGAUAUCUCUGGAAUAAAAGAUUCUCACACUGAAGUGAAUCUGAACGUUGUAACAGAUUCCUACUACACUGAAGUGAAUGUGAACGUUAUAAGAAGAUAUUCUGGAGGAAACGUCAUUAUAAACUAUAAAUAUGAGAUGAAUCAUGAGAACCAUGAGAAAUACUUCUGUAAAACUGGAUCAUAUCAAUGUAUAACUCUAAUAAACACUGACAAAGCAGCAGAAUGGAAACAUGUCGGCCGAUUCUCCGUUCAUGAUGACAGAUCUGCACGUCUCUUACGUGUGUUUAUCAGAGAGCUGAAUGUGGACGAUUCUGGAGAAUAUAAGAUUAUAGUCAAAGUUUCUGAAGACUACAGUCUCUUCUCUGAGUUUAAGCUGGACGUUAAGAAGGGUGAGCUGCUUUCAUUUGUUUCUGUGGUGAAUUGA